This is a messenger RNA of Tripterygium wilfordii, 3469 nucleotides long. Its product is annotated as putative pentatricopeptide repeat-containing protein At5g08490. Gene Ontology annotation, biological process: RNA modification. The coding region runs from base 248 to 2845 and encodes 865 amino acids. Lineage: Eukaryota; Viridiplantae; Streptophyta; Magnoliopsida; Celastrales; Celastraceae. The record is from RefSeq and is a predicted model, not a curated record. Gene Ontology annotation, molecular function: RNA binding; protein binding. The transcript is spliced from 4 exons.
UGAAACUUAGGAUUUGGAUUUAUUACAGAAAUGAGAUAUUUAAUACGGCGGAGAUGAAGACUGGACGCAGCGGAAACCGGCCGCUAAAUGAAUAAUCGGCGACAGAGCUUGUAGUGUAACUUUCUAAAGCCUCGAUAAUUACAAUAACAGCCAUCAAAUUGAUCAAAAAAAGCUGAUGUUGAGAACCCAAGGGGAGGAUUGAUUGUCAUGUAGGAAAAUAUAAGACGCGCGGGUGGUGUUUGUUGAUAUGCCUGAACCAGAUGCCAACAAAUUGGGCAUUCCUAAAGGCUUCUGUUUAAGCCAAAAUCAUGAUUUCAGAGAAUUCGCGACCAUUCUCAAAUCCUGUGCUGCCUGCUCGGCCAUCAGAUGGGGGAAGGUGCUUCAUAGUAGCAUUGUGAAAUUGGGGCAUUUGUCCUGCCAGUAUGUGUCCAAACCACUGCUCAACGUGUAUGCUAAAUGUGGAGCUCUCAGUGACUGUCAAAAGCUAUUUGGUGAAAUGGGCAACCAUGAUCCUGUCAGUUGGAAUAUUGUCUUAUCUGGGUUUGCUGGGGUGAGGACUCAUGAUGUUGAGGCAAUGAGAAUGUUUUGUGCAAUGCACGUAGCCAAUGAACCUAAGCCAACUUCUAUCACCAUUGCUAUAAUUUUGCCGGUAUAUGCUCGCUUGGGUGAGUUAUGUACCGGGAAGAGUGUGCAUUCUUAUGCUAUUAAAUCUGGAUUGGAAACCCAUACACUUGUUGGAAAUGCUCUUGUAUCUAUGUAUGCUAAGUGUGGGCUGGUACUCAAUGAUUCAUAUGCAGCAUUCAAUAGCAUUGGUGACAAGGACGUUGUUUCGUGGAACGCAAUUAUUGCAGGAUUUUCUGAGAAUGGUUUGAUGGAAGAUGCUUUCAGACUUUUCAGGUUGAUGUUGAAGGGAUCAACAAAACCAAACUAUGCAACCAUUGUCAAUAUUAUACCUGUUUGUUCUUCUUUUCAUAAGUUUUUUGCUUACCACUUUGGGAAAGAAAUUCACGGCUAUAUCCUGCGGAGGAAUGAGUUGGGAACAGAUGGUUUUGUCUCCAAUGCUUUGAUGAGUUUUUACUUGAGAGUUGGAAGGAUGGAAGUGGCUGAAUUGUUAUUCCAAAGGAUAAACUCGAAAGAUUUGGUUUCAUGGAAUGCUCUUAUUGCAGGAUAUGCAUCAAAUGGUGAGUGGUUGAAAGCAUUAGAGUUGUUUCGCAAAUUACUUUCCCUAAAGACAAUUGGCCCCGAUUCUGUCACUCUUGUCAGCAUUCUUCCUGCCUGUGCCCAUUUACAUAACUUGCAGGUCGGUAAAGAGAUUCAUGGCUUUGUUCUCCGACAUCCACACCUACAAGAUGACACUGCAGUGGGUAAUGCCCUGGUCAAUUUCUAUGCAAAAUGUGAUAAAACAGAAGCAGCAUAUCAUACUUUUUUGAUGAUUUCUAAAAGAGACUUGAUAUCAUGGAACUCUAUGCUUGAUGCCUUCGUGGAGAGUGGACUUCAUACUCAGUUUCUAGACUUAUUACAUCGGAUGCUUAGUCAAGGAAUUAGUCCCGAUUCGAUUACCAUCUUAUCAAUAAUCUGUUUCUGUUAUACUUUGCUUAGAACUGAAAAGGUUAAAGAAACUCAUUGCUAUUCCAUUAAGGCUGGCCUAUUUCUAGGUGAUACAGAACCAACUAUAGGAAAUGCAAUGCUUGACGCAUAUGCCAAAUGUGGAAACCUGGACUAUGCAUUCAAAGUCUUUCAAAGUUUAUCAGGGAUGAGGAAUUUGGUCACUUUCAAUUCGAUGAUAUCAAGCUACAUUAGUUAUGGAUCUCAUGACAAGGCGCACACGAUCUUUAAUGAGAUGUCUGCAACUGAUCUCACCACUUAUAAUUUGAUGGUCCGAGUUUAUGCUGAAAAUGAUAAUCCUGAUCAAGCACUCAAUCUCUUUCGUGAGAUGCAAGCUCGAGGAAUGAAGCCUGAUGCAGUGUCUAUUGUAAGUGUCCUUCCAGUGUGUACUCAGAUGGCCUCAGCGCACUUGCUCAGGCAGUGUCAUGGAUAUGCAACUAGAGCUUGUUUAGAUGAUCUGUGCUUAAAGGGAGCUAUCUUGGAUGUUUAUGCAAAAUGUGGCAGUGUAGAUUGUGCUCAUAAGCUUUUCCAAUCAAGUCCUCAAAAGGAUUUGGUUAUGUUCACAGCAAUGGUGGGUGGGUAUGCCAUGCAUGGUAUGGGGAAGGAAGCACUAGAGGUUUUCUCUCAUAUGCUCGAAUGGGGUGUAAAGCCAGAUCAUGUCAUCAUCACUUCUGUUUUAUCUGCUUGCAGUCAUGCUGGCCUUGUCAAUGAAGGUUUGGACAUUUUCUGUUCAAUAGAGAAGACCUAUGGGAUGAAACUGACCAUGGAGCAGUACUCCUGUGUGGUAGAUCUCCUUGCACGUGGAGGUCAAGUCAAUGAUGCAUAUUCUUUGGUGUCUGGAAUGCCCAUUGAAGCUAAUGCAAAUGUAUGGGGAACAUUGCUUGGUGCUUGUAGAACCCAUCACGAGGUGGAAUUAGGACGUGUUGUGGCAGAUCGCUUGUUCACUAUGGAAGCAAAUAACAUUGGCAAUUAUGUAGUCAUGUCAAAUUUAUAUGCAGCAGAAGCUAUAUGGGAUCGGGUCAUGGAGAUUAGAAAACUGAUAAGGACAAGAGAUCUAAAGAAGCCUGCAGGAUGCAGUUGGAUUGAACUGGAACAGAAAAAGAAUAUCUUCAUAGCUGGAGACUCAUCUCACCCUCAAAGGAGUAUUAUUUAUAGUACAUUAAGUGCCUUGGAUCAACAGAUCAAGGAGCCUUUCCAACUGAAGCAACAGUUGAACUUACUGGCAUUGGGAGUGUCAUAAUUAACGCCAAGCCACUUGGUAAGAAAUAUUGGAUCCAUUUGCUUAUUGAAUUUGUAUACGAAGAUUCAUUCUCUGCUUUCAGGUGUUGAACUGGAAUGAAUCUACUUCACUGGCAUUCUUUGUUGAGUCUUGUUUAUACCCUCUUUCUUUAAAAAGUUGAGUUUUUGAAAUUCUUCACUUCAACAUGACAAGAUCAGGGAAGCCUAGAUUUGUUUGGUCCUCUGGUUCAUCAGACAGCCCCUUGCCAUUGUGGAGCAGUUAUUUGGGAGUUGUUGGCUUUUUUCCCUGGAAUGCUGUAGUGAGUCACUGAAACUGGAUUUAUCUCUUGAUUAUUAUGAGCACUUUAUGUUCGUAAUUCCCACAAUGAUUAAUACAGCUGGAAAUGUCUCUUUCAGUGGUUGUGCCUUUCUAUUGGUGGGAAUUUGAGAAUUGAUGAAAUUUAAACCAAACUCAUCCCUCAACUGACAAAUUUAAUGCAUUUGCUUGUGAGGACUUCGGUUAAGCGGGGAUGUUAAUGGAAACAAGGGAAGUAACUCGGGUUCAGUGUAUCCUGGUCUGGAUCGAGGUGAUGGAUGCAAUUUUGAGAAAAUUGUGGAUGGGGUACCUACAGGGCUCGGGAGAAAA